This is a messenger RNA of Alosa sapidissima (American shad), 1903 nucleotides long. RefSeq names its product dual specificity protein phosphatase 13-like. The transcript has 4 exons. Lineage: Eukaryota; Metazoa; Chordata; Actinopteri; Clupeiformes; Clupeidae. The record is from RefSeq and is a predicted model, not a curated record. Gene Ontology annotation, biological process: negative regulation of MAPK cascade; protein dephosphorylation. Bases 1 to 558 code for a protein of 185 amino acids. Gene Ontology annotation, cellular component: cytoplasm. Gene Ontology annotation, molecular function: MAP kinase phosphatase activity; protein tyrosine/serine/threonine phosphatase activity.
AUGACAUCCACGCGAGGGAAAGAACAUACACUUUUCGAUACGAGAGAGUUGGAGCGUAUUUUGGAUACGUGUACGCUGGACUUAACACCAGUCGACGAGGUCUGGCCGAACUUGUUCAUCGGAAACGUUGCCAUUGCACAGAAUCGGACUGCGCUGAAGAAGCUGGGCAUCACGCAUGUCCUGAACGCUGCACACACCAAGCAAGGCAGCAUUGGGGACCAGGACUUCUACGGGGACGCGUUCGUUUAUCAUGGCAUCCCAGCCGAUGAUUCCUCAAAGUUCGACUUGAGUGUUUACUUUCGUCCCGCUGCGGAUUUCAUCCACAAAGCUCUGAAGAAGAAAGAUGGUAAAGUGUUUGUGCACUGCAUCAUGGGAGUGAGCCGCUCAUCUACGCUAGUGCUGGCUUACCUCAUGUUGAAGCGGCGGCUGAAGUUGCGUUCUGGCGUGGAGACACUCAUCCAGAGGCGGGCCAUCUACCCAAACAGGAACUUCCUGUCACAGUUGCUGGAGCUGGAUGCACAGCUGCAGAGGAAGCGCCGACUCUGCCCCAUAUUCUGAGUGAUCACAAACGCACACGCACACGCACACACACACACACACAUACACACUCUCUCUCUCUCUCUCUCUCUUUCUCUCUUACACUCCUAAAACACACACACACACACGCACACACACACACACACACACACACACACUGUACAUAGAAAUGCACCAGCAUAACCUGAUGCAGAUAGCAUACCCAUACAGUAUUUACAUGUUGUACCACACAUGUUGACUACUUAUUGAUGCUUCAACCCACAUGUGUGUGCACUGCACACACAGAAACACAUAGAGGUUACACAGAUGCAGCUGUGGAGAAAGCAUCAACAGUGACCCAUUCUCUGACUGGUAAACAACACACGCACGCACGCACGCACACACACAUGUCUCCUUUUAUGUACAAUGCUGCUCUUUUACUACUGUAAUUUCGAUUUUGUUGUCAUCAGACUUGUGUUGUGUUUCCUAGUGUGUGUGUGUGUGUGUGUGUGUAUGUGUGUGUGUGUGUGUGUGUGUGUGUGUGUGUGUGUGUACUAUAUGGGUGUGUUACAUAACAUGCACAAUUUUAUGUGUUUCUUUCUUUUUACAAAAUGUAUGCACUUACCCAGACAAAAGCAUGGCAGUUAUGCCCAGUGUCUCACUGUAGACAUUUAUAACAUCUUGACAAACCUUACAGUUCUGAUAAGUCAUAGGUUUAACCAUAUUUGUUUAUAUAAGCAGAGUCCACACAAACAAAUGAAGUCUAGACAGACCAUUUCAGAUAUACAUGUAGAGUGUGUGCACCUCUUUAUUGAUUGAUUAUAAAGGGGUACUGGAGCAAGUUCAUAUGUUGAGUAUAAAUGAAGGAAAUCCCCACAUGAUCAUCCUGUAGUCUAAACAUAUAUAUGUGAUAAAUGAGCUAUAUCAAUGCCUAACAGUACAUGCAAACACUACAAUGCAAUGCACAUUAAAAAAAACAUUGGUUAGAAAAGGUUUGAAAGACACAAAACCACUGACCGUUUCACUGGUGUAUUUGUAAAAUAUUUUGUAUGUUUUUCUUAUGACUGUAUAGAGCUAUGUGCCAUGUACAUCCCUUUCAGCAAUGUUUGGUAAAUUAAAGUUAGGUCAAGAAGCAAUCAAUUUCUAAAAGCCAUACAGUAAGCUAUAUCAUUUUAAAGCUAUAUACUUUUCUAGACAUGCUAUUUAUUUAAGACCUCAACUUGUUAAAGUGCCACUGAUUGACUUUACAGUUUUGGUUAGUGCUUGUUUUGUCAAAGAUUAAAUUGACUAAAAAUUCUGUUUUGCUAUGUAGUAUAUGACUAAACCAGCUCUGUGAAAUGAGUUGAAAAUAUUUUGUGAUUUUAAUAUAAAGUGAAUAUGACUUAAA